Labeo rohita (rohu) is the source of this 4384-nucleotide messenger RNA. RefSeq names its product tripartite motif-containing protein 16-like. NCBI's taxonomy places the organism in Eukaryota, Metazoa, Chordata, Actinopteri, Cypriniformes, Cyprinidae. The record is from RefSeq and is a predicted model, not a curated record. Bases 2194 to 3831 code for a protein of 545 amino acids. The transcript is spliced from 6 exons. Gene Ontology annotation, molecular function: zinc ion binding; protein binding.
UUCUUCCCGUAAAGUUUUGAGCUUAAUAAUUCAGUAACAAUGAAAGGUUAUAGUCUCUUUUUUUUCUUUUCUCUUAUAUAGUGCAGCUGAAAUUCUAUCAGUGAAAUGUCAGAAUAAAUGUGUGUAAUAAAUCCUCAUAUAGACAGUAAGAUCAGUGUGUGUGUGAGUCCUGCUGAGUGAACGUGUUUCUGUGCUUUUUUUCAAACUAUGUUUGUGUUGAAGUAAAUCAUAUCAGUCUUUUUUUAUUAUUAAAAAAAAUAAUUAAAAAAAGAAGCACAAAAUUUAACUCAUGGUAGUGCUAAUAAUGUUGCUGAGAGACCACAGCCACAAAACACACAGGGUGGAAUCAACAUCCUCAUGGACCCCAAUGCGAAAUUCCUACAAGAGGAAAAGCUGUUUCCAGGUGUGUGAAAAAACACUGAAAGACCCACCCACGACAUGAAACACCCUGCAUUUGGACAUCAUUCGGGAGCCCCACCCCUUACAGAAAACACUACCAGAGAGCACCUCUUACACCAGAGACCCGGCCCACAUCAGGACACUACCAAAAACCCAGACUGAACCAGGACACCCACAGACAAAACCACCUACAGCAGAUCAUCACCAAACACCUCCACCAUCAAACAGACCCCACUCCAGUCAGAUGAACAAGACCAAGUUAGUGUCCACAGCAUCCAGCAACAAACUCACCCAAUACUGACAACACAUCUACAAACCAAAAGCAAUGCCCAGGCCAACAAAUGUAUUUUCAUGUUUAAUGAGGCUCAGAGAUGGCAUCAGUGCAAUCAAAUUCAUAAAUUCAUGUUGACAUUAAUGUUUUAAAUAUACAAUUUUGAAUAUAGAAAUACUAAAUGAUUUAAAUAACUGAAAAGAUACUUUAAAAAUUAAACUGCCAGUAGGUGGCAGCAAGUCACUGAUUUAAUUACUGAAUCAUUCAUUCAUUUGAUUCGUUCAAACGGCUGAUUCAUUCAGGAAUAAAGCAAGUAACUGUCUUUAUGAAUGGGUAAUUGAAUCAUGGACUCUGAUAGAUUUGUUUACAGACAAAUGUUUAUUCAUAAACGAAACACCGCUGUGUUUGAAUGGAGAUGCACAGCGGCUCAGUCGUGACUUUGUUUGCAAAAUCAGGCAAUAGUGUUAUAGUCAAACAAUAUAAGUCACUUAAUAUUAACUUCUUGUUUAUUAAACUGUUGUAUUAAAUCAGUAUCUCAUUUACAAACUCCUUUAAAAAUCAAAAGCUGUCACUCAUCUCAGUUCACUGCGAUCUCACGAAGUUCCAUAAUAAUCAAUGAAGCUCUCUACACUGCACAAUCCAUCUCUUAUUUACACUUUGUUUAUGAAAUGAUUGGUGAGAUAUGUCUGUGAUACAUUAGUCAAUGCUUUGAAGCUCCUCUCAGCGCAAACACAAAUAUGCUGAUCGGGUCAGUCGUACUGGUUUUCCUAAAUAUUUUUUUCAUAGUCGCACACAGUAGUUUUCUGUUGCAAAUGCCACUGAAGUGGUUGCACUGUAAGCGCCCUGGGGCCAGUUGCAUAAACUUAGCCUCUAUGUUAAGACAGCGUCUUAAGUACUAGUCUGAUAAACUAGCAGUUAACCAAAGAGUAAUCAGUCUUAUUUUUUGGAUCCAGCUUGGACUAAUCUACAUUUUUCUGUAACUGAAUAUAAAACAUUAGGACCAGACAUAAAGAAAAAUUUGGCUGACUUACUUUUUAAGACUGGUCUAACCCCUUUAUGCAACCGGCCCCUGGUGUGGGAAGACUGAACCACCACUCUUUUUAGAAAACUGAUCCAUCACUGCGAUUAUGAAGAAACUGUAAAUCUGAAACAUGUUCAGUCCUGCAGUACAAGUGUAGUAAUUAGGAACCAGUAUUAUUGGAUGUUUGCAGCGUUGUCUUUCUCCUGUAUUCUUUGGACGUUUGUCUGAGUACACAUUUCAUUAUCAAGUUUCCACAUUCCUAGUUUAGUUUGAUCUGAUUUAAACACACCUGAAUCAACUAGUCAGUCCUUGCAUUUAUUUUAAUAACAGCCAAAACAAAACUAAAGAGGAAUGCAGCUAUACAGGAGCAGGAACGAGGAACCCGCUUUACAGACUCAAAAACAAACCUGUUUUACACACGUCACUCAAACACAGAAAGUAUUUAAACUCAUCAGUGCAGGGAAAGAGAAACUGAAGUGUAGUUGAGAAUUCAGGCAAUAAAAUGGCAGGAGCCAGAAUUUCAGUGGAUCAGGAUGAGUACUUCUGUGCAGUGUGUCUGGAUCUCCUGAAGGACCCAGUGGCUUUUCCCUGUGGACACAGUUACUGUAAGAUCUGUAUUACAGACUGCUGGAAUCAGGAGGAUCAGAUGAGAGUCUACAGCUGCCCUCAGUGCAGACAGACCUUCAGUCCAAGACCUGCUUUAGCUACAAACACCAUGCUGACUGAAGUGGUGGAGAAACUGAAGAAGACCAAACUUCCUGCUGACUGUUACGCUGGAGCUGGAGAUGUGCAGUGUGACGUCUGUACUGGAACAAAAUACAAAGCCGUCAAGUCCUGUCUGAUGUGUCUGAACUCUUACUGUCAAACUCAUUUUGACCGUCAUGAGGAGUUUCAUUCACAUAAGCCACACAAAGUGAUCAAUGCCACUGGACGACUGCAGGAGAUGAUCUGCCAGAAACAUGAGAAGAUCCUUGAGGUUUUCUGUUGCACUGAUCAGAAAUGUAUAUGUGUGCUGUGUACGACAGAUGAACAUAAAAACCACAACAUUGUAUCAGCUGCAGCACAGAGGACAGAGAAACAGAAGCAGCUGAAGGAGACGCAGAAGACGUUCCAGCAGAGAAUCCAGCAGAGAGAGAAAGAUCUUCAGCGGCUGAGAGAGGCUGUGGAGUCUCAUAAGCGCUCUGCACAGACAGCAGUGGAGGACAGUGAGAGGAUCUUUACUGAGAUCAUCCGCUCCAUUGAGAGAAGCUGCUCUGAGCUGAUACAGAUGAUCAGAGAUCAGGAAAAGCGAGCGGUGAGUCGAGAUGAAGGACGACUGGAGCGACUGGAGCAGGAGAUCAAUGAUCUGAGGAGGAGAGACGCUGAGCUGGAGCAGCUUUCACACACACAGGAUCACAUCCAGUUCCUGCAGAGUUUCCAGUCUCUCUCAGCACCUCCUGAAUCUACAGAUGGAAAUGAUGAUCCCUUCAUUUCUCUCUUCUCUUUUGAUGGUCUAAGAAAAUCUGUCCAUCAGCUGAGACACAAACUGGAGGAUUUCUGCAAAGAGGAGCUCAAGAAGAUCUCAGACAGAGUCACAUUCAACAACAUUGUUCCCAGGACCAGGAACGACUUCCUACAAUAUUCCCAUCAGCUCACUCUGGAUCUGAACACAGUGAAUAAACUCCUCCAUCUCUCUGAGGAGAACAGAGUGAUUACUGGUACUGGCACGAAUCAUCCAUAUCCUGAUCAUCCAGACAGAUUUGGUGCGUGGCGUCAGGUGUUGUGUAGAGAGAGUGUGUGUGGACGCUGUUACUGGGAGCUGGAGUGGAGUGGGAAUCAUGGUGUUUGUAUAUCAGUGUCAUAUAAGAGCAUCAGCAGGAAGGGAGAUAUUUGCUGUUUCUUUGGAUAUAAUGAUCAGUCCUGGAGUUUGAUCUGCUCUCCCUCCAGUUACUCAUUCAGACACAAUAACAUAAAGACUGAUCUCCCUGUAAAGUCCAUCAGCAGUAGAAUAGGAGUGUUUGUGGAUCACAGUGCAGGAACUCUGUCCUUCUACAGCGUCUCUGACACAAUGAGCCUCAUCCACACAGUCCAGACCACAUUCACUCAGCCGCUCUAUGCUGGGUUUCAUGUUAAUCAAGGAUCAUCAGUGAAACUGUGUUGAUGAAUCAGAACAGACUGACAAAAGAUUCUACCCAUAAUGCUUUGAGCUGAUGAUGAAUCAGUAACAGUGAGAUGUUAUAGAGUCUCUUGUUUUCUCUUCAUGACAUUAAUACUGCAGCUGAACUUCUGUCAGUGAAAUAACAUGUCAGAAUAAAUGUGUGUAAUAAAUCCUCAUAUAGACAGUAAGAUCAGUGUGUGUGUGAGUCCUGCUGAGUGAACAUGUGUUUCUGUGCUUUUCUCAAACUCUGUUUAUUUAUUUUUUAAUGUAGUGUCACAUCAAUCAUGUCUAUUAUUACUAUCAAAAUUAUCUUUCAAUUCAAAUGAUCACACAGUCUAUAAAUCAUUUUCAUUAUUCACAUUAUCCUCCCCUUUUCAAUGUUUUGUGUUCUUGUCUUCAAGUGUCACCAGUCAUUGUUUUUAAUGUCAUGCAUUUAAUUGUUUGCUGACCCUGGAAUGUGUUGUUAUUUUUAGGAUACAAAUUGUUAACAAUAUACUGUAUUAUAGAUCAGUCGUUAAAAUGUGUACAUGACAUUAAAUUUUCUGAGCUGUUGAAA